GCCGGGCAAGGGGCGGAGCGCUGGGAGGCCGCUGGCAGCAAACAUCCCGAGCCGUCAGCUCACCACUUCCUCUGGCUGCUGCGAAACUUCUCAGGCGGCGGCGGCGGCGGCGGCGCGGGACUGUGGCAGGGGCAGCGCCCCGGGGAGCGGCAGGCACUGACUGGAGCUGCUGCUGGGUUCCAUUUGCCUUCCCUCAGGGCUGAACGCCCAGCAAGGGGACCGCACCAGCCACAGGCGGGGAGAACAGGUGCCCAGCCGGCCAACGGCAAUGGAGCAGGUCAGCUCCUUCUUUGACUCAUUCUGGAAUCUCAUUCACACCAAGCACCAGGAGGGCAUCUUCAACACCGUCUGCCUGGCAGUGCUGUUGGGGCUGCCCGUCCUAGUCCUCCUCGUCCUCCUAGUUAUCUGCUGUCACUGCUGCUUCUGUAGACAGCAGAGCAAAGGCAGCAUCAACAGCAGCAGCAGCAAUGGGCAGGUCCCAGCAGAGAGGAACAAAAAGAGGAAAAAGAAGGGUGAAGAGGACCUGUGGAUCUCGGCUCAGCCCAAGCUGCUCCUGCUGGACAAGACACCAUCGCUGCCUGUCUAGUCGGAGGGACGGAGCCAAGACCCUCCUCCCCAGGGAGCCCUUCUGGCCACGUGCUGCAAGGAGAUGUUGUGAUGGCUCCGUCUCUUUUGAUAAUGACUUUAAAACCAGGACUUUCAGGACAAGCCAGACAACUAGUGAGAGCACGGAGACAUCACUAGAAGGCACGCAGUCCAGCAUAUCUUUACAUGCACACCCAGAACUGGACUAGGCAGCGUGCUCUAGGACACACACAUCCAUGUGCACAAGGACGUGCGUGCGCUCACAUGUACAAGCAUUCACGCAGCUAUGAGCACACAGAUAUUCACCUUCAUGUGCACAACAUACCUGCACUCCCAUGCAAAUGAACCCAAUGUCACGUGCACAAAGCCAUGCGUGCCCAGGGAUGUGCACCCCGACAGGCACAUGAACAUACAUGUACACAAGAACAUACACGCAUGCACUUGAAAACUAACCCACCCUGGCACUCCUCUGCACAUGCACGGGCUCUUGCUCCUGCACAGACAUGAGCACAUAGUUACAGCACAAUGAAAAGGGUUUUCCUUCACACCCUGGCAAGCUAUUGCUUCACAGCUCCUGAAGACACAGGUAUCCAGCCCACUGCUGGAGCUUCCAAUGGGGCUUCCUAACCCAGCCCUGCCUUACAGGCCAAAAGACGCUCCCCCAAGGCAGCAAAGCAGCCACCCCUACUGCUGGCAGCCACCCCCAUAACAGAGGAUGGCAAGAACAGAUCAAAAGUGGCACAGUAAGAGACUGAAACCUUUGCACUGGCACUACAAAGCCUGUCUAAGACUGGCCUUGGUGCAGACUGGUCCUUUGGCAGCUCGUUCUGCUGCAAGGAAGGUGGCUUCAUUUCUGUACUGCAGCGAGAGAGAAGACUCCAGCUAAUUCUGCACAGAAGCUUGGCUCCAGCAUUAGAGUUAUUUAUUUAAUGACUACUAGAAAGGGUUCAUUCAUGGAACCCAUGUAUACUAGUCGGCCAUGUAUACUAGUUGGGCCUCGGAACAUUGACUCCGUGCAAUAACUUAGGCCAUGCACCCCCCCGGCACGCUAGACACACACGCAGCCAGAGCCACACUCCCACAGACACACAGGCAUGCCCAUGUAGCAGACCCAGACAGUGAUACACACAAAUGGGCACACACAGGGAGUAGCUCCUGCCAUCCAGCUGUGCCGCUGGUCCAAGGAGCACUGCAAGGGCAGCUGGCUCUGGAAUACAGCACGAAGACAUAGAAGGGAGCCUGAAAUCCAGAUACACUUCAUACCUCCUGCCCACCAAACCUUCCCUCCCGCCCCAUCCCGCCCUAAGAGACAUUGUCCCAGACAGAACCCCCCCACACACACACUUCACAGAAGCGUCUUCCUCCCACUCCUGAGAUCUUCCUCUUCUUCUCAAGCAAGGCAGCUCAUCCCAUUCCCGCAGCCAGUCAGCAGGCCACAGCCAUCUGUGCCCCCUGCUCCACCUCUGACCCCACUCACGCCCUCUUUGACUGCAGUCUAUUCCCCAGGGCUCCUGCCUGACUCCUCCCCCUGCAUGCACUAUUGUAGUUAUCAUCAAGGUUUAUUUAAGUCACACUUACAUGGUUUGCAAAUAAACAGAGUGGGUGGAUGCCAUCAUCUUUCCAACAAGCCAGUGCAAGAGACAAAUAUUUUUGCUCUAAAGGCUCUGCUGGAAACAUUCUGCUUUAGUUUAUUUUUAGCCUCCCAGAGCAGACUACCCAGACAGUUCAGGGAAGCACACAAACCCAUCCGGACCAGCCCUGGUGGAGCAUGCCAAAUGGUACAGCCUCCAGCAUGGCAGACUCCUGUGUGGUGACCUCAUCUGCAGCAGGGUGUCUCACCCACCCUCCACUAGAAGAGCUCUCUGACUCUUGGAUACCCUUCUGCUAGGGUAAGCGGGCAGCAGGGCAAGCUGGCUGGGGCUUACAGAAUCAGCCACUUCUGCUGUGCCCUCAAAGUGCAGCCCAAUUUGUCCGACUUUGUGACAUCACUUCAUGGGGUUUGGCCCUCACUCAACUGUGUUGUUCGGAGCCUCAACCCCAGACGACUCCUCACCCAUGCCUUUAAGUAGAUGCCAUUCAGCUCCUUCAUUCACUUCAUCUCCAUUAAAAAAAAAACAGGGACCACCCAAUUUCAAGGCUGAGAGGCAACAAAUAAGAGUCAGAUUUUAGCUUAAACAGCCUUAAGGGAAGCCUGAUCCUAGAUACCAACUCUCCCUGAACAUCUCUCGCUCCCCCACUACCCCAGCUUCUGCUCUGGGAUAUUUGAUUAUAAAAUUACAUCAUUUUGGAAACAGAGAGAGAAAUAAUCUCCCUCUCCCUCUCUCACACACACAAAACUAGAGCUAGAGGAAAACAUAACUGGGGGUACAAGCACUUACUGGCUGGCAGAGAGGAAAAUAUAGCUAGUUGUGACAUGGCUAUCUUUGAGCUACAGCUGUUUUGCUCUGCCAUAGUUAAAAGACCCAGAAAGGCAUCCCGGAAAAAUGCUUCCUGUGAGGGCCCUCAACCCUGUCAGGACCAGAGAGUCAGAGGAAAGGGCCGUGUCUGCAUAUAGGCACUCUACCACGGGCCCAAACCAUUAAAUCCAAACACGCCCAAACUUUGGGGAAGUUCAAAAUCCUACCCCAACUUUAUAGCCCUGAGCCAUCUCUUUAAUGGACUGAGCCCACCAGCCCAGAACUCCAGCUCCUGAUGACUUGGCCCCAUCUCUAUCCACUACAUACAGUCAAAAGAGCAAAGCUUAGGAAGCUGCCUUGUAUGAGAGCCAUCCUCUUGGCCAAUACCAGGGAUCGAACCAGCACUUCCAGAACUGAAAGUGAGAGCGUCUGUAGCUUGAGCUGCAGAAUACCCAAUCCUCUAUGGGUCUGUGUGACACAUGCUAACCAGUAGGUUCCAUCUGCACAGCCAACAACAAGGCAGUGUCUGAUGCACGUUCAGUACACCCUGAUAAGGCCCACCUGGGCUCAGGUUCCUACAGCUAGCUCUGCCACUGUGGAGAAUAGCCUCUGCCUUGCAGACAGUUCAUGUGCAUGCAUCUGGAUUUCAGCAUUGGCCUCUUCUGCACAGUUCAUGCUCAAGAAAAAUUUUUAAAAUAAAACUUUUUUUUUUUUUUUU
Messenger RNA from Chelonia mydas (Green sea turtle), 3699 nucleotides. RefSeq names its product KIAA0040 ortholog. The record is from RefSeq and is a predicted model, not a curated record. The transcript has 2 exons. Bases 269 to 586 code for a protein of 105 amino acids. NCBI's taxonomy places the organism in Eukaryota, Metazoa, Chordata, Testudines, Cheloniidae.